Messenger RNA from Dictyostelium purpureum, 7575 nucleotides. RefSeq lists its product as uncharacterized. Gene Ontology annotation, biological process: fatty acid biosynthetic process. Lineage: Eukaryota; Evosea; Eumycetozoa; Dictyosteliales; Dictyosteliaceae. The record is from RefSeq and is a predicted model, not a curated record. Gene Ontology annotation, molecular function: 3-oxoacyl-[acyl-carrier-protein] synthase activity; oxidoreductase activity. The coding region runs from base 1 to 7575 and encodes 2524 amino acids. The transcript is spliced from 3 exons.
AUGCAUUCAAAAAACAAUUUGGAUAAAUAUAAUGUUGCCGUUAUAGGUACUGGUUUUAGAGCACCAAGUGGAAGUUUGGCAAAAUCGAUUUCAAAUACUGAUCAACUAUGGAAUAACUUGGUAAAUGGUUUCGAUGGUAUUGUAGAGACAUCUGAAAGAUGGUCUGAUAACUAUAGUGUCGCUGGUGAUAUCGUUUCUAAAUAUGCUGGUCUGAUUCCGCUUGAUGAGUGGAAAUCUUUUGAUCCGAUUUUCUUUGGCAUUAAUCCAAGUGAUGAACAUGUCAAUACAAUCGAUCCACAACAAAGAUUACUGUUAAAGUGUACAUGGGAAGCAUUGGAGGAUAGUGGCAUUGAUCCCUCCACAUUAAGAGGCUCAAAUACAAGUACAUUCAUUGGUUCAUCAAUGAUGGACUACGAUAUUAUCAAUAAAUCACCGUUUGAAACCCAAAAAAACAUUUUUGGAGGGUCACUUCAUUCGUUAUCAAAUAGAAUAUCCUACUGCUUUGAUUUUCGUGGGGAGUCUAUGACAAUCGAUACUGCAUGUAGUUCAUCAUUAAAUGCAAUUAAUCUUGGUUACAAAUCUAUAAAAUAUGGUCAAUCUGAUGUAUCUAUUGUAGGUGGUGUUAAUUUAAUGCUUGACCCAAAUCAAUCAAAAUCAUUUUCUCAUUUAUCAAUGUUAAGUCCAACUGGAAAAUGUCAUACAUUCUCAUCGGAUGCUGAUGGAUAUGUACGUUCAGAGUGUGUUGGUGUUGUAGUAUUGAAGAGUUUAGAACAAGCAAUAAAAGAUGGUAAUAACAUUUAUUGUGUCAUCAAAGGUUCAAAUUCAAAUGUAGAUGGCAAUUAUGAUAAAUCAAACUUUUAUUCACCAUCAAAAUCAUCACAGUAUGAAAAUAUUAAAUCUGCAAUCGAAUCUACCAAUGGUCAAAUCAAUGCAUCAGAUAUUGAUUAUGUCGAAUGUCACGGUACUGGUACACCAACUGGAGAUCCAAUUGAACUAGAAGGUAUUUCAAGAAUAUUCAAAGAUACAAAAAAACAACUUUUAAUUGGUUCUAUUAAAUCAAAUAUCGGUCAUGGUGAGGCAUCAUCAGGUGUAAUGGCAUUAAUCAAAUGUUGUGUCAUGUUUAAAAACCAAUCAUUUGUUCAAAACAUCAACUUUAAAUCACCAAACCCAGAUAUCAAAUUCGAUGAGUGGCGUCUAAAAGUUGUAACUGAACAAAUACCAUUCAGUAGCAAUAAAAAUACUGUUAUGGCUAUUAAUAACUUUGGUAUAACUGGAUCAAAUUGUUGUAUUAUUUUGUCAGAUUACCAAAAUGAAAAUAUUCAAAAUGAAAAUAAUAUUAACAAAAAGUACUUAAUACCAUUCUCAUCAAACUCAUCAACAUCACUCGACAAAUACAAACAAAUUAUUAUGGAUCAAUCAGACACAUUAAAUUUUAAUGAAUUUGUAAAUAAUCAAAUCAAAUAUAAAUCAACAUCACUUGUUCAAAGAUCAGUUAUUAGUGCAAGUAAUUGGGAAGAAUUUAAAGAUUCAAAAAAUGAAAUCAAAUCAUCCGAUACAAACACCCUUUCAAAUAUUGCAGUUAGUAAAAACAAUCCAUUUAAAGUAUUUGUAUUUUGCGGUCAAGGAUCACAAUAUAAUAGGAUGGCAUUAGAACUAUAUAAAAAUGAGACAAUAUUCAAACAAUGGGUUGAUAAAUUCGAUAGUGAACUUUUCAAUUACUAUGGGUACUCUGUUUUACAAAAAAUAAGAUCAUUCGAUGAUAAAGAUAUGACAUCAAUACAAGAAAUCAUUAUUGCACAGCCAUCAAAUGUAAUGAUCCAAGUAUCGUUAUUUGAACUAUAUAAACACUGGGGUGUCAAAGCAGAUUUAAUCGUUGGUCAUUCUCUUGGUGAAAUUUCAGCAGCAUAUUGUUCAGGAAUGAUUGACUUUGAAACAUUAUGUUAUUUAACCUAUAAUAGAUCCAUUGCUCAAAAUAAAACAACCGGUUCUGGUAGAAUGUUAUCAAUUAGUAUCAGCGCAGAAAAAUAUAUACAGGAUUAUUCAUCAAAAUACCCAUCAUUAGAGAUUUCAUGUUACAACUCACCAUCUUCAAUUGUAAUCUCUGGUAACGAAAAUGUUUUAAAAGAAAUUAUUGCUGAUUUAAAAUCAAAAGAUAUAUUUUGUACAAUGUUAGGAACAUUAUCAUCAUUCCAUACAUCAAGUCAAUUAAUAAUUAAAGAUGAUUUAUGCUCAUUAGAUAUCAAAUCAAAGCAAUCAACAACACCAAUAUUUUCAACAGUCACAACCAACCUAUUUAAUCAUGAAACAACACCAUUCAAUUCAGAAUAUGCUUUUAAAAAUAUUAGACAACCAGUAAAAUUCACUCAAACCAUUUCAAACAUAUAUAAAUAUAUUGAAGAGAACAACUAUGGUAAUCAAGUCACAUUUAUCGAAGUUGCACCACAUUCAACAUUAUCAUUCUAUUUAAAUCAAAUGAAACCAACACAAUCACCAUAUUUUAAAAAUGGAGAAAAUAUAAGCAUUCAUUCACCGCUUCACAAAAAGAAAAAUGAUUACAAUGAAUUCUUAAACACUAUUUCAACACUUUAUGUAAACCACUCAUUUAAUAUCAAUUUCAAAUCUCAGUUAGUUCAACAAAACCACAAUUAUAUUCAUAAAGCAUUAAAUAAACUUCCAUUAUAUCAAUGGGAUGAUAAAAUGUAUUAUAAACAAAAUUCAACAUAUGAAAAGAUCAAAAAAGAAGGACCUUCAAUACAACAUCUUGGUGUUACAAAUGAAUCACCAUCCAAAUCCUAUCAAACAUAUAUAGAUACUAAAAAACAACCAUUCCAAUGGCUUAAAGGACAUCAAGUAAAAAGUAAAUACUAUUUCCCAGGGUGCGGAUAUAUCAUCAAUUUAUUCAACAUAUAUCCAAAUCAAGAUAUUACAAUCGAUUCAAUAGAAUUUAAAUCACCAUUAAUUUUACAAGAUGAUGUUAAUCAAUGUCUACAAACAACUAUCAAUACACUUUCAAAAAAUGAAUUCAAUGUCAAAUCACACUUUAAAAACAUAACUACAAAUCAAUGGGUAUUGUGUUCUACUGGUAACUUUAGUCUAUUCAAACAUGGUAACGAAAUAAACCGAAUCAAUAUUGAUGAAAUAAGAAAUAGGUGCAACUUUACCAAACUAUCAAAAUCAGAUCUUUAUGAUUCAAUUAAAAUCAAAACUGGUUUAACAUACAAAGGUUUAUUCCAAGGUGUCAAAGAAUGCUAUAUUGGUGAUGAUUGCUCUCUAUCGAUUGUAUCAAUAAAUGAAAUUCAAAAUCAAAAUGAAUUCAAUCAUUUACUCAACAAUGAAACAAUGAAUUCAUUUUUUAAUACUGCAAUAUUAGAUACAUGUUUACAUGGAAUGCUUGGUUUUAUCAACCAUCAAUGCCAAAUUGUGUUGGAUAAAAUGGAAGGAUUAAAAUACUACUCAUCAAACAUACCAAUUAAUCAGCAACAUUCUGAAAUAUAUGUAUUUUCUGAAAUGAAAUCAAGAAUCAAUUUAUACUCAUACUCUGGAUCCAUUAAAAUAAUGUUAAAUGAUGGCACAUUAUUAAUUGAAAUUUCAAAUGCUGUUUGUACAUCUCUUACACCAAUCAUUGACAAUACCAUAAUUAUCCCACCACCAUCUAAUGAAAUUUAUCUACCGGUUCAACAAUCAAAAGACUCUAUCAUUAAUAAACCACAGUCAUUCCAACACUUGUGUAAAUUGGAAAAAUUGGGCAUAGAUGAUUUUUAUCAACAAAUAGUAUCAAAUGAACAUUUAUUAUCAUUAUUUUACUAUCACAUUAAUCAAAGACGUCCAACUAUCAACAACGAAGCAUUAUCAACAAUAGAUUAUGAUCAAUUCAAACAAAUCUACCUUAAUGAAGCAGUAAAUGAAGAUAUAUCACUCUUUAUUUUUGAAAUUUUAAAAAAAUAUAAUAGUUUAGGAAUCAAUAAACAGUUAAAUGAAUUCCCUGAUGGUAAUAGUGAUAAAAAUAUUAAGCUUUUAGAAAAAACAACUGCAAUUUUAGCAAAACAAAUGUUCCCAUUAGAAGAUGACGAUCCAAACAUAGACACUCCUCAAUCAGUAUUUGAAGAUGAAUUAUUGGACCACUUUUAUCUAAAAUCAAAUAAUUUAUUAAGUGAAAUUGUUUCGGAAUCAAUUAAACCAAUUAUUAAUGAACCAAUAGUAUUCAGAAUCCUGGAAUUUGGGGGUGAUGUCGGCUCAUUAUCAAAUUUGGUAUUAAAUAAAAUCAACAAACUAUUAAAUGAUUAUCCAUCAUCAAAUAUCGAAAUAGAAUACACAUGGAGCGAUAUUUCAGAAUCAUUUUUUUCAGGUAUUAAAGAAAAACUUUCAAACAUCAAAGGAGUCAAUAUAAUCUAUAGUUAUCUAGAUUUAGACAAAUCAUUAAAAGAUCAAGAUUUAAAAGCAUCUUAUUACGAUAUGGUUAUAAUGUCAAAUGUAUUACAUGUUGUAAAGCAGCUUAAAUUCAGUUUAAAUGAAAUUCAUAAUAUUUUAACACCAAAUGGCCAUAUGGUUUUUAUUGAACCACCUUACAAAUCAUUAUACCUUGACUCCAUAUUCGGCGUAUUCUCAAAAUGGUGGCCAUCACCAGAAGAUAUUGACAUCAGAAAAGAUAGAAGCUGCAUGAAAAAAGAAAGUUGGUAUAAAUUACUAAACGAAUGCAACUAUAAAGAUACAACAAUAUCUGGAAAUGAUAAUUCAUUCUUUUUAGUUCAAACAAGAAAAUCAAAUAUAAAUGAAUUGGUAUUAUCAAACACAGUGUCAAUGAAACAAUUAAUAUCACACAAUAAUAUUAUAUUGUUUGGAAAUAGUAGAUAUGGUGCACAAAUCAACGAAUCAUUGAAAUCAAAUCAACUACUAAGUUCAAAAAUAAUACAAAUAGAUAACUUUAAUGAACUUAACAACUGGAUUAUUAAAUCAAUUGAUUCCAUUAGACAAAGUAAAACAUUAAUUAUCUUUAUGAAAGCAAUUGAUCCUUUAGACAUCAAUAAUUUUAAAGAAACAGCAUUUGAAUACAUUCAAAUAAAUCAAAUAUUACUUCAAUUUGAAAUUGAAAUCUUUUUUAAACAUGUUUUAAUAUUAUUAAAUUCAACAACAAACAACUAUUUAUCAUCAUCAAUCAAUGGGGCAGCAAGAUAUUUUGCAGAAUUCCCACAACUAGAUUUAUAUUCUUUAGAUUUUGACAAUACAUCAAUUCAAAAUGAAAAUAUACUAUCACUUAUAGAUAUAUUAAUAAACCCAACAUCAAAUAUUCAAAGAGAAUUUACAAUUAAAAACAACAAAGUAUAUUAUGAAAGAUACAAAAAGCAAACAAAAAUUAAACAAUCAUUUACAUCAAACUCAUUUGAAACAAAUAAAGAUAAUUUAAUGAUUCAACUUGAUCCAAAUUUAGAAUACAAACUAAAAGCUAAAAAACAAGAAUUAAAAUCAAAUGAAGUAGAGGUUGAAAUUAAAGGUACCGGUAUCAACUUUAAAGACUAUCUUAUAUAUACUGGUCAAGUAUCAAAUAGCGUUGAUCUCAAAUAUGGCAAAGAAGAUGAGGUUGAAAAAGGAUUAAGUCAAAUGCCAAGUAUUGGAAAUGACUUUAGCGGUAUUAUUACUCGUUGCGGUAGUGGUGUAAAAAAACUAAAAAUUGGUGAUGAAGUACUUGGAGUUGCCCCAAAAUCUAGCGGUUCACAUAUUAUAAUGGAUUAUAGAUAUGUUUAUUUCAAACCAACAAAUAUCUCACUUAUAGAAGCAGCAUCUAUUCCAUCAGUUUAUACUACAGCGUUGCAUAGUAUAUACUAUACUGGUAAUUUACAAGAAGAUCAAACUAUUUUAAUUCAUUCAGCAGCAGGUGGUGUCGGUCUUUCAUCAUUAGAGCUUUUAAAAUGUAAACAACACAAAGGCUAUAUAUUUUUAACAGUUGGUUCAAAAGAUAAAGAAGAAUACUUGAUAAAUAAAUAUGGCCCAUUUAUUACUGGUAUCUAUUCAUCAAGAAAUAAAAACUAUGUUCAUCAAAUUAAAAACAGAUUAAAACAAUUAGAAUGUGACAAAGAUCAUCAAGGUGUAGAUUUAAUAAUAAAUACACUAUCAUCAGAAUAUAUGGAUUCAAAUUUCCAAUGUUUAAAUACUUGUGGUAGAAUUGUAGAUCUUUCAAUUACACAUUUGACGCCAAAUGAUUAUAUUACAAACAAUCACUUUAAAUACAACUAUGGAUAUAACAAUGUAGAACUUGUUGAUUUUUCAGGACCAUUAUACAAAAAUUUAUUAAAAAAAGUAGUUAAAAUGUUUAAUUCAAAUAAAUUAGAACUAAUUCCAAUCAUUGAAUAUUCAAAUGAUCAAUUUAAAGAUGCACUCGAAUUUAUUAAUCAAAGACAACAUAUUGGUAAAAUCGUUGUAAAUCAUGAUAUAGAUAUUUUAUCAAGAGUAUUUAAUGAACAAAAACAAAAUGAUUCAAUUAUUAUGAAGCACAAAUAUGAUAUUUCAAGAUUAGAUAUCGGUAAAAACAUAUUAGUAACAGGUCAAACAGGUAUUAUUUUAGAAAUAAUGAAAUGGCUCGUUAAAUAUUCAAACAAAUCAAUCGAUAAUAUUAUAAUUUUAUCAAAAUCACCAUUAAAAUGGGAAUUAGAGCUAUUAAUAAAUCAAACUAAACAUCAAAAAGAUAAUACAAUCAAUUUCCACUUUAAUCAAAUCGAUAUCGAAGAUAGUAAAAAAGUUCACAAUGUAUUAAACAAUCUGGAAUCAAACUCAAACAUUACAAAUAUCGAUACAGUAAUACACUUUGCAUUUGUAACUGAUAUCAGUGAUGUUCAAGAUAUCGAUAUGAAUCGUUUAAGUAUCACACAUGGUGCAAAAACCAUUGGUGCAUUCAAUUUACAUAAUGAAUCAAUUCAGCGUUCAUGGAAAUUAAAACAAUUUAUUUUAGCAUCAUCAGCGGUAUCAAUUACUGGUUCAUAUAGACAAUGUUGUUAUGUUAGUGCUUGUAAUACAACUGACUCGUUAUCAAAAUAUAGAAAAUCCCUUGGACUACCAUCGAUAUCAGUAAAUUUAGGUGCGGUAUCAUCAACUGGAUUUGUUUCAAGAAAUGAUGCAAUCGAAACAAUGUUUCAUAGUUCUGCUUUAAAACUUAUUUCACCACAACUAAUUUUAAAUUCACUGGACCUCUUUAUUCAAGAUAAAAACAAUCAUUCAAACUAUUGUUUAUCUGAUUUUAGUUUUGAAAACAUGGUAUCUUUAAAAUCAAAUUCCAACCUUAUCAAAUUUGACUAUCAAACCAAUAUUGUUAAAAUAAACAACAAAUCAAAUGAUAAUAAUAAUAAUUGCAAUGAAAAUAUUAAAUCGCAAUUUUUAAAUAAAAUUUCAGAACUACUUUCAAUUGAAGAAUCAAAAAUCAACAUGGAAUUUCAAUUAACUCAGUAUGGUCUCGAUAGUUUAGUUAUUGUUUUAUUAAAGAAUUGGGUAGAUAGCCAGUUUGGAAUCAAUUUAAUUUCUAUACAACAAUUACAAAACAAUAAAAUAUCCCAAUCACUAGAUAUUAUUAUUAAAGGCUGUGGAAAAUAA